Dromaius novaehollandiae (emu) is the source of this 630-nucleotide messenger RNA. RefSeq names its product NmrA like redox sensor 1 (gene NMRAL1). Gene Ontology annotation, cellular component: nucleus. The record is from RefSeq and is a predicted model, not a curated record. Lineage: Eukaryota; Metazoa; Chordata; Aves; Casuariiformes; Dromaiidae.
AUGGCGUCUUUGCUGCUGGUUUGCUGGGAUGGUCGUACCACUGGUGCAGUGCUGCCUGUGGGGGACACCCCCAUGGACGGGAUGGCAGCAGAGGACCUGGGGCUGGUUGUGCUUGGCCUGCUGAAGUCCCCAGAGGUGUACCUAGGCCAGGUGAUUGGGCUCAGCACAAGCAAGCUCACCAUGAGAGUGCUGGGAGCAAAAAAUCACCUUGUAGGUGUUGCGUUGCUGAGACAGCUCCUGCUCUUGGUGUGCGCAGGCGCACCCGGGGAACACCAUGCUUGGUACCUCAGGAGUAUGAGAAAUGGCUUCCCUGGAGCCAGGAAUUUGGCCAACGUGUUCUGCUGCUAUGCCCUGAAGCCAGCCCACAGCAUGGAGCUGACCCUCAAACUCAACCCCAGGGCCUGCACCUUCCAUCAGUGGCUGGCAGACAACAAAGCUGUGUUCUGACUGUCGCUUCCCUCUUCUUCCACCCAGGCUCAUGCAGCAGGUAUCAGGUGCUGACUAAGGUCACCUUGGCUCGCCUUCCUCCCCUUGAAUCCUCAGGAAGCCUUCUGCAUUCCCGCACCACCUCCAUGAGAAAGGAGCACUAAUUCCCACUGCUUACCUGAUGAUGUAUUUGUGACUCCAUUC